AUGUGGAUAAAGCCGGUUGUAAUAGUGAUUGGAACGUGUUGCAGGGAGGAGGGCGAUGAGAAGCCGAAGCCGGCCGAGAGCCAGGACGACGGCUACGAGACGAGCAACAGCGGCGAGGCGGCGCGGCGCAAGGCGUCCAGCGCGGAGGGCUCGCCGGCCGCGCCGCGCUCGCCCGCGCCCGAGCCCGCCUACGAGCCCCUCCUCGCCCGCUUCCCCGACACCCCCUACCGCAGCUACGAGCCGCCGCAGCCGCAGCCCGAGCCCGAGCCCUACCAGCACUUCCCCUUCCCCAAAUACCCGGAGCCAUACGGCUACAAGCGCGAGCCCGAGCCCUAUGACAUGAGCCAGCAUCCGCUACACUACGGCUCGACGCAAAAGCGUGACGAGGACGCGUACAACGGCGUGAAGCGCGAGUGCGACGACCCGUACUCGUUCGUGGAGGAGGAGGCGAUGUGCGCGAUGCUGGGCCAGCCGCCGCCGCACCUGCCGCCCCACGACCACGCGCACCCCCACAUGCACCCUCACGCGCAUCCCCACCAGCUGAUGCUCAAUCAGCCCAAGAAGCGUGGACGGAAAAAGAAAAUCAAGGACGAGAAUGGCUUGGAGCUAAAAGCGGAGGGCGUGGAGGGCAUCGUGCGUCCAGUGAAGGAGCGCAAGAAGCACGACCGCUUCAACGGCAUGAGCGAGGAGGAGGUGGCGCGCCGCACGCUGCCGGACCACCUCGCCGAGAACCUCGACAUCAUCAUUAUCGGUAUCAACCCGGGACUGUUUGCGGCGUACAAAGGACAUCAUUACGCAGGCCCUGGCAACCACUUUUGGAAAUGUCUCUACCUGUCUGGACUUACGCGAGAGCAGAUGAGCGCUGAUGAAGAUUACAAGCUGCUGAACUUCGGCAUCGGGUUCACGAACAUGGUGUCGCGCGCCACCAAGGGCUCGGCGGACUUGACGCGGCGCGAGAUCAAGGAGGGCUCAGCGCUGCUGCUCGAGAAGCUGCAGACCUUCCGCCCCAAGGUGGCGGUCUUCAACGGGAAGCUCAUCUACGAGGUGUUCUCCGGCAAGAAGGACUUUUGCUUCGGCAAGCAGCCCGACACCAUUGCCGGCACCAACACUUACACGUGGGUGAUGCCGUCAUCGUCUGCGCGGUGCGCGCAACUUCCCCGUGCCGCGGACAAGGUGCCGUUCUACGCGGCGCUCAAGAAGUUCCGCGACUACCUGAACGGGCUGGUCGCGCACGUGGACGAGGCCGAGCUCGUGUUCCCUGACAACACGAGCCGCCGCCCGCAGGAGGAGAUGGAGAUACGCAGAUUAACAAUGGAACCGGAGCCCGGAGACACAAUAAUCCUGGAGGACGGGACGGAGGUGCCGCUGAAGAAGAAACGCGGGCGACCCAAGAAGGUGAAACUGGAGAAUGGUGAGGCGCCGCCGCCCACACCCCGCGCGCCGCGAGCGCCGCGCCCUCCGCCCGUCCACGACCCCGCCGCGCCCGACCAGCCGCCCAAGAAGAAGCGCGGCCGCCCCAAGAAGAUACGCCCCGAGGAGCAGCAAUUCCUGCUGCAGCAGCAGCAACAGCAGCAACAACAGCAGCAGCAGCAGCAGCAACAACAACAGCAGCAACAGCAACAGAGCAACCCCAUGCUACAGCAGCAGCUGACGCCGAUGUCGUCGCUGGGGCACGAGCAGCAGUUCCUGGCGCACCAGGGCGACUUCCAGCAGAUGUCGCCGCUGGCACAGAGCUCGCUGCUGUACCACCAGCACCACCAGCACCCGCACCAGCAGCACCCACACCAGACCCACCAGCCACACCAAGCACAUCAGACCAUGCCGCCCGACGGCUCGCCCUACUACCAGCCUCCGAACACUGGCGGCGGCAUGGAGAGUCCUAUGGACGUGUCGGGUAUGAGUAUGUCUCGCGGUUACGCGUCCCCGGGCGCGUACGCUUCUCCGCGAGGAGUGUACGCGUCGCCGCGCUCGCAGGGCUACUCGCCCGGGCCGCAGCGCCUGGCCGCCACGCCGCAGCCGCAGCCGCAGUUUCCAUCGAGUCCAGCCGCAUUCUCUGGUCCUUCACCACCUCGCGCGCCGUACGGCUCACCAGCACCGGGCGGUGGCGGGAGCGGCGGCGGAGGCGGGGCGGGCGGCGGGGCUGUGGGUGGUGCAGCGAGCGGGCGCGGGUUCGCGCGCAGCCCGCUGUACGCCAGCAGCCCGGCGCCCUACCGCCAGCAACCCAGCCCGGCACCGCAGCAGCGCUAUUCGCAGUCGCCGCAUCCCGCGCACCCGCACCCCUACUCGCGUUCGCCGGCGCCGCUCGCGGCGCCCGCGCACCAGGUCGCGCCGCAGACGCCCUACGCGCGGUCGCCGGCACCGAGCGGCGCGGGAGGGGCGGGCAGCGGGGCGGCGAGUGGCGCGGGCGGCGGCGCGGUGGGCGGCGCGGCGAGCGGCUCACCGGCGGCGCUGAGCUACGCGUCGCCCGCCACGCCGUACAGCCAGCACAGCUCGCCGUACGCGGAGCAGUUCGCGCCGCCGUUCGAGGCGGCCGCGUCGCCCGUGCCGCUGGACUUCGAGCCGCCGCGCGACGACCUGGCCAACGACGUGGCGCCCAGCCCCAUCGGCAGCGCCGACAUGCACCCUGGCAGCAACAGCAACUCCUCACUCUCCGACUACAACAAGACGAGCGGCGGGAGUGGGAGUGGGGGCGGCAGCGGCGGCGGCGAGGCAUCGCCUGCGGUGGCCGGCGGCGCGUUCGGCGGCGCGCUGUAUGACGGCUCGCCGCGCCUGCCCUACCCGCCCGCGGAGAAGCCCGACUACUUCCCGCAGGAACAAGGCAACAGUAUGUCAGAAAGUCCUCGGUUAGACCAGUUACAUCAGCAUCCCUCCAUGUUUCCCAGCAACUUCAACAGAUCGCCGUCAGGUGGUGUCGGGAGCGUGGGCGGGGGCGGCGAGGCGGCCUUCUCCCCAUUCCGCGCCGCGGACUCCCACCACGACCACCACGACCACCACGAACACCACGAACACCAUGAACACCAUGAACACCACGAUCAUAAUCAACCGCCCGGGUCCCCGGGCGAGUUCCCCGCGGGCAAGCCGCAAGACGUUUCGUCGAAGUCGCUGUCGGGGCUGGAGUCGCUGGUGGACCAGAUCCCCUCGAUUGCGGAGGGCGGCACGGGGGCGGGAGCCGGGGCGGGCGCGGGGGCGGGGGCGGGGGCGGGCGGCGAGGCGGCAGCGCCCGCGCUGCCGGAUUACGCGCCACCGCUCUACCCGCCCUACGGGGCCUACGGCACCCCCGCGUACCCCAACAACGGGUACGGCGGCCCGUUCGUCGGGUACGGCGGCGGCUGGGGCGGGCAGCUGGUGCGCGGCUACCUGCCCGACUGGCAGUACGGCUACGCGCCCGCCGUGCCGCCCGCCUACCCGCCCUACAACGCGCCCUACUACAGCGGCUACCCUGCGCCGCCGCCCGCCCACCACCAGCAGACGCACUACCUUUCGGCGCCUCCGCUGAUCGACCUGCACAAGAACGGUGAGCACGCAUCCUCCGUGCCCUCCGUGCCCUCCGUCGGCUUCGGAGGCUUCUGCUAG
Messenger RNA from Parnassius apollo (apollo), 3573 nucleotides. The record is from the annotation of a GenBank genome assembly. NCBI's taxonomy places the organism in Eukaryota, Metazoa, Arthropoda, Insecta, Lepidoptera, Papilionidae.